This is a messenger RNA of Tilletiopsis washingtonensis, 2605 nucleotides long. RefSeq lists its product as hypothetical. The record is from RefSeq and is a predicted model, not a curated record. The coding region runs from base 176 to 2353 and encodes 725 amino acids. The transcript is spliced from 4 exons. Gene Ontology annotation, molecular function: zinc ion binding; DNA-binding transcription factor activity, RNA polymerase II-specific. Gene Ontology annotation, biological process: regulation of DNA-templated transcription. NCBI's taxonomy places the organism in Eukaryota, Fungi, Basidiomycota, Exobasidiomycetes, Entylomatales.
UCGAUCUCAGCAGGGCGUGGCCGAUGAUCCGAUAACACCUGCCGGGCUCUCCCUCCUCCUGCGUUCCUCUUCGCACAUUUCAGAUCCUCUCAGACCCCUCUCGCCGCCCGACGAUACUCUCCGUCCGGCCUGCACUUCUCUGCAACCGUUCCGCACCCUCCACACACACUCCACCAUGUCUUCACCACGCUCCAACGCAAGCGACGGCGGCAGCGGUGGCAAUGUGUUCCGCCUGCCACGCCUCGCAGCCAUGGACGAGCCGCGUUCCGCCUCACCGCCGUCGGCCGCGUCGGACCUCUCGGCCCGCUCGACGUCGGCACAUUUUGAGGCCGCAGCUCGGCGUGCGUCUGUGACAUACCGGCCUGACUACACUCCGGCUCCGAAGCUCUCGCCUCUGGGUCUCGGCGGCCUGCCACCGUUUGGCGGCCGGUCCGAGCGCUCGGCCUUCUUCCAAGACAUGCCGCCACAGCGUGCACCGCCUGCCAACGACCUGAAUGCGUCGCCCUCGGCGCGCUCGUCGGACCGGCUGCCGGUCGCCGAAGGCUCUGCUCGCCAACACCGUGCUCCAACGCUGCCCGAGCCGUUGUCGCGCUUCAAGCGUGCGUCCGACGAGGCAUCCUUCGGCGCCACACGGCUGCCGCCUCUCUACAGUCGCACCAUGGCAGCGGAGAGUCACCUUCCGGCGCACAGCCCGCACCGUGCUUCGUCGCCACCGCGCCUGCAUCCCGCCACGCUCACGCAUCCCAGUGGCACGGCGCACCCACGGGGCGAGGAGGCGUUCCGUCAGGACCGAGUCGUCCGUCCGCCCGGACCGGUGCACUCGCACUCGCAGCCGCAUAUCAGCGGCAUGCACCUGCACAUGGCGAGCACGUCGUAUCAGACGGCCACUGGCUCCUCGGGCUCGACUGCGAUGCCGUUGAGCGGACGCAAGGCUGGCAAGCAGCAUGUGCCCAGCGCCUGUCUCAACUGCAAGCGGGCUCACCUUGCAUGCGAUGUCGGCAGACCAUGCCGCCGUUGUGUGAACCUCGGCAAAUCAGACACCUGCAUCGACGUCGUGCAAAAGAAGCGCGGUCGACCGAGGCUGAAGGAUCGCGAGGCCGCCGCCGCCGGCUCACCGCUUCCCGUCAUCAGCCACCAGCCUGCGGCACACGGAUCAAUGCAGCCUCGCCAAGCGUCCGGCGCCGUGGGACCGGCGCACCACACGCCCAAAGGCGUCCAUGUCGCCUUGCACCGUGAAGCUGCGCCGCCACAGCACAGCUUCCGACGCUACUCGGAAGCCGGCGACACGGGACCGUGGGCCGCCGCAGCAGCACACCAUGGACCCAGCCAAGCGUGGGCUCGGCGCGAGUCCAUCGACGGCCACGACGCCAUGCAUGCGCCGCGGUCCAUCCCUCAACAGCUGCAGGUCAAUCAUGGCCGUGGACGCAGCUGGUCGUCAGCAGCAGUGCUGCCGCACGCCACCGAGCCGCCGGUGCAUGCACGCGAGCUUCCGUACACGCCUGCUGCAUCGACGCCAGCAUCCGAGGUCGUGCGCCAUGCGCCGACCGUCUCUCUCAUCUGCUCGACGGAGCUGCAGUGCGUCCGCUCCUCGGAGGAGUGCAGCACGCUGCUUGGUCUGCGGCCUGAGGAGCUCCAGCAGCUGAGCCUCUUCGACCUCGUCCACCCGACGGAGGGCCCGCAGCUGGAGGACCUCUGGCAAAGCCUUAUCCGGCCCGUCGGCAUCCGGCCGUCGGGCGCCCCGGCACACCCGGCCGUCAUCCUCAACGCUCCGCCGGCCCAGCUGCUGCUGCCCGCCGCAGGCACCGUCUUCGUCGAGAACACGUUCCGCGUGCGCCUGCGCAGCGGCACGUUCGACUUCUACAGCGUGCGUCUGCACCUCGGUGGCUACUUUGGCGCCGACCUCUUCCUGCCCGAGACGCUCGGCCGUGCAUACGUCGUCGCCAGUCUCCUCAAGCUUGGCAACGACGCCACGCAUCCGUCGAUUGCGGUGCUGCGUAAUGCAGCACAGGACGAGACGCACGAGCGCAGUCCUGCCUUCCGCACGCCAGUCGGCCUUGGCGAGUCUGCCGCCGCUCGCGAGCGCUCGACGCCUCGCGCUGCGUAUGGCCAGCAAUUCGACGAGGUGCAGCAGCGCGGCAACAUCUCUACGCACGGCUCAUCGAGCCACUCGGGCAGUCCGCGCGACAGCCUGCCGACACGCCGGACGACGGUGAGCUCCAUGGCGUCGUCGCCAAAUCCAGCAAAGCGCUCCGACGUCGGCGAUGCCCUGCCCAGUCCCAAGCGGCAGCGCACGGCCGUCGACACGCGCAUGUCGCAUGUGCCUCGCUACGUCGGCGAAGGCAUGCCGUGCUGAGCGUGCCGCCAUCGUCUUUCUCUCCUCCUUGUCAGGGCCCACUGUGCCUCUGCGCAGUGCGCUCUCCUCCUUCGCCUUCUCCCGUCGGUCAUACACAUACAGAUACCGCCAUUCACGUACCCGCCUGCCACCACCCGCUGAUGCGCGCGACUGCUCCAAGCUCUCCCGAGUCCUGCCCGCCCGCUGCAUUUCCGAACGUCUCGUGUGCGCAACACUCCUGCAACUUCAAGCUCAUCGCCCUUCUCCCACUCA